UAUCCUGCUACAUGACACUCAGAGGGACUUGACUCUCCUCUUAGUGCACUCCACUGCUCUGCCUCUCUUCUCCCUUCCUUCCAACCAUGAAGACCACAAUGAAAACCACCCGCACCAGCAUUAGCGGUGGCGGCUUCGGUGGCGGCAGCAGCUAUGGUGGCGGUAGCAGCUAUGGUGGCGGUGCCAGCUUCGGUGGCGGUAGCAUGCGUAUGUCUGGCGGCGGCGGUGGCUUCACUUCCAGAUCGGCCGUCAUCAGCCGUGGCCCCGCUAUCUCCUCUGCAUCUUCCAUGAGACUGGGUUCAGCGGCCGGAGGUGGAGGCAUGGGCUUGGGUCUUGGCAUGGGCGGUGGAGGAUACGGUGGUGGAUUCGGUGGUGGCGCAGGAUUCGGCGGUGGCGCAGGAUUCGGUGGUGGCGCAGGAUUCGGUGGAGGAAUGGGUGGUGGAUUCGGUGGUGGAGCAGGACCCAUAAUCCCAACCAUCUCCAAUGUGACAGUCAACGCAAGCCUCCUAGCCCCCAUUGACAUCAACAUUGACCCCAACAUCCAAGUCGUGCGCAACCAGGAGAAGGAACAGAUCAAGACCCUGAACAACCGCUUUGCCGGUUUCAUCGACAAGGUGCGCUUCUUGGAACAGCAGAACAAAAUGCUGGAGACCAAAUGGAGCUUGCUUCAGGAACAGACCACCACUCGCUCUAACAUUGAUGCCAUGUUUGAGGCCUUCAUCGCCAACUUGCGCAGACAGCUCGAUGGGCUCGGCAAUGAGAAGAUCAAGCUGGAGGGAGAACUGAAGACCAUGCAAGGCCUGGUGGAGGACUUCAAGAACAAAUAUGAGGAUGAAAUCAACAAGCGCGCCGCUGUGGAAAAUGAGUUUGUGCUUAUUAAGAAGGAUGUUGAUGGUGCCUACAUGAACAAGGUUGAACUGGAGGCCAAGGUCGACUCCCUCACAGAUGAGAUCAACUUCCUCAGAGCAAUCUAUGAAGCAGAACUGUCUGAGCUCCAAGGACAGAUCAAGGACACCUCAGUCAUUGUGGAGAUGGACAACAGCCGUGGCUUGGACAUGGAUUCCAUUGUUGCUGAAGUUAAGAAACAGUUUGAGGAUGUUGCCAACAAGAGCCGCCAAGAGGCUGAGAGCUGGUAUCAAGUUAAGUUUGAACAGAUGCAGACCUCUGCUGGACAGUACGGGGAGGACCUUCGCAACACCAAGAACGAAAUUGCUGAGAUUAACCGCAUGAUCAGCCGUCUCCAGAAUGAGAUUGAGACAGUCAAGGGACAACGUGCCAACCUGGAGGCCCAGAUCGCAGAGGCUGAGGAGCGUGGAGAGCUGGCAGUGAAGGACGCCAAGGCUCGCAUCUCUGACCUGGAAGAGGCCCUCCAGAGAGCCAAGCAGGACAUGGCCCGACAGGUCCGGGAGUACCAGGAACUCAUGAAUGUCAAACUUGCCCUGGACAUUGAGAUUGCCACCUACAAGAAGCUCCUGGAGGGAGAGGAGAGCAGAAUUGCUACUGGUACACAGGCCACAGUCCACAUACAGAGCUCCAGCUCAGGAGGAGGCGUUGGUGGAGGCAUGGGAGGAGGCAUGGGAGGAGGCUUUGGAGGCGGUUAUGGAGGCGGUAUGGGCGGAGGCAUGGGCGGCGGUUUUGGUGGAGGCCUUGGCAUGGGAGGAGGCAUGGGAGGAGGCAUGGGUGGAGGCUUGAGCAUGAGCGGAGGCUACGGAAGCGGCAUCAGCGUUGGAGGAAGCUCCAGAUCCAGCAUGAGAAUGGGUCGCAUCUAAAUAGCACAACUCCUCUCCACACUCUACGUAUCUUCUCCCCCCUUUCCUAUGUCCAGCAGAGCUCCCCGUUCCCACCAGGAGGCCCACGUUUGAGAGAGUCAGAGAUACCAUCAGUCAGAGCAGCACACGAGUCAGUUCUCUCUUGUAUCAGUCAGCCUAGAUGUCGUAGGGGUUGUUGGAUUUGCUGUCACAUACACCAGAGUGUUUGUGUACUGACAGAAAUGUCCUCACACAGGGCUGUAGAAAAAGGACUGCAGUUAUACAUAUGACAAACAAAUAAACCAUUGACCCACAUGUCAUAGGCAUAACUGUCCCCUCUUCUGUACCUCUUCAGCAACAUGUACCACUGUCUUCUGAGGCUAUUCUUUACUCAAGUUUACAAAAGGUAUCUUAUCUCUGUACAUUCCAUGUUCACUUUUUGCACCCCAUCAGGCUGACUGGGAUUCCAGAUUUAUCAAAGUGUAUGUACCACCUGCACAGCAAAUAAAUCUGACUCAUAAUCUACA
This is a messenger RNA of Periophthalmus magnuspinnatus, 2275 nucleotides long. RefSeq names its product keratin, type II cytoskeletal 8-like. Lineage: Eukaryota; Metazoa; Chordata; Actinopteri; Gobiiformes; Gobiidae. The transcript has 9 exons. Gene Ontology annotation, cellular component: keratin filament. Gene Ontology annotation, biological process: keratinization; intermediate filament organization. The record is from RefSeq and is a predicted model, not a curated record. Gene Ontology annotation, molecular function: structural constituent of skin epidermis. Bases 87 to 1769 code for a protein of 560 amino acids.